Messenger RNA from Diachasma alloeum, 1112 nucleotides. RefSeq lists its product as uncharacterized. The record is from RefSeq and is a predicted model, not a curated record. The transcript has 3 exons. The coding region runs from base 38 to 358 and encodes 106 amino acids. NCBI's taxonomy places the organism in Eukaryota, Metazoa, Arthropoda, Insecta, Hymenoptera, Braconidae.
GUUAUCUCUAGCAUUCCUCGUUAUUCCAGAAGCAAUCAUGAAAGUUCACCUAUUACUUGCGGUGAUUGCGGUGUCCGUCACGCUAGGCCAGAGUUUGAAAUGUUAUUAUUCACUGGAAAGCAAAGGCCUGAGGACAGCUAGAACUGAAAUAUCUUGCGACACUGAAUGCGUAACAACCGUGGCCACAACGGACGAUGGAAUUCAGCUGCGCAUACGUGCAUGCCUUGACAUGUACGAACAAUUAACAGAGCCUGUGUUUCUGACUCAACUGUCACCGAGACAACAGGAGUUCAUAGAAACCCUAUCAUUUGGGAGAAUACGCAAGUGCAGCGAAGACCUCUGCAAUAAAGAUUAUUGAAUCCUUUCUCCAGUUACACCUUCGUCACCCGCGUCGUCGAUACCGUGCGAGUGAAAUUCCUUUUUUAGUAUAACUUCCGAAAAAAUUCUAUAAAUUCCGUAUAUUUAAUUCUAAAAAAGUUGUCAACUCUUCAUGCAGUUUUAUUUACCAAAGAAUUAGAUAAGAAUAUAAUAUGAGGUAUCAUGGAAAAUCCAAGGAAAACACAAACUAUCGGUUAAAGACAUGAAAUUAUCAUACAUCGCAUAAAAAAUAUUUAAUCAGACGCACUUGACUCAUUUUAAAAUCUAUGUAACCGAAUGUAACUGAUUUAAAUCGAAUAAAUCUCGUUACUUGAAAUUUUCUAGUCAAUACCAUUAUUUGUUGGUAGUUAAUCAACUUAAAUAUUAAAUAUUAUCUUAUUAAAAUCGUUCAAUUGUAUAAAAUAACAAAUCCAUUCAUUCCAAAUGAAAAAUUAUUACAUGCUUAUAAAUUCGUUCGCUUGACAUGAGCUCUCUGACCUUCUGCAAAUUCCGUGUAUUUAAUUCUAAAAAAGUUGUCAACUCUUGAAGCUGUUUCAUUUCCGAAGGAACUAGAUAAGAAAAUAAUACGAGCCAUCGUGGAAAAUCCAAGGAAAACUCAAACUAUCGGUUAAAGACAUGAAAUUAUCAUACAUCGCAUAAAAAAAUUUAAUCUGACGCACUCGACUCAUUCUAACCAGCUUAUCGAGCCGGAAGGUCCCGAUUCAGAUAGUGUUUUUCCGAGAGUGUAGUGAUGU